AUGAAUCAGUUAAUUGUGGUCAUUUUCCAUCUCAGUUUGGUUCUGCUUCAUGUCGAAGCAGACACGACAAACCAGUCGGAGCAUUCUUCGUCGGAAAAUCCAACUCUUCAACCAAGCCUUGCUGUUGUUAUAGGAUUGCUGGGUGUUAUGUCUGUGAUAACUUUUCUUCUACUUGUAUAUGUAAAAUUCUGCAAUACAACUACAGAGUCUGCGGGUACAAAUCCGCCGCAGAAUAAUAUAGGACUAAUUAGCUCAAGCAAUAGAUUUUCAGGCAUAGACAAGACAGUGGUUGAGUCACUUCCUUUCUUCAGAUUCUCAUCCCUUAAGGGCUCAAAGGAAGGCCUGGAAUGUGUAGUCUGUCUAUCGAAAUUCGAAGAUGUCGAAGUUCUUCGAUUGCUGCCAAAUUGCAAACACGCCUUUCACGUGAACUGCAUUGAUAAUUGGCUUGAGAAGCACUCGAGCUGUCCUCUUUGCAGGCAAAAAGUGAGCUCUGAGGAUUUGAAACUCAUCACUUACUCAAAUAGUAUGAGAUUCUUAUCGAACAAACAAUCAGAGCUGAGAGAAGACUCAAACAACAUGGAGUUAUUUGUCGAGAGAGAAGAAAGCCAUGGAGGGUCAUCAAGAUUCAGCAUAGGAAGCAGCUUUAGGACGAUUCAUGAAAAGGGUCAUCAUAAAGAAGAGGAAUUGUUAAUCCAACAAGAAACCGAAGCAGAUCAGAAAGUUUUCCAUAAGCACAACCACAAGAUAACUGUAUCAGACUUCCUCUUCAACAGCAGGUGGAGCAAUUUGAGUUCUUCUGACCUCAUAUUCUUGAACUCCGAGAUGCUCAACGACAUGUCAAGCAGUCGAUUCUCUUCGACGGAUUGGAACAAGGACAUGUCGUCUACUGGAAAAGUGGAAGAGAAUGAGGAAAUCAUGGAGGUCAAGAAAGAAGUGGAGUUCAGAAAAUCGUUUCAGAGCAAGGUUGGAGUAACAAGUACUUCAGCUUCAAGCUCUAUGUUGAAUUCCGGUGAGAAAAGAUCAGUCUCGGAAAUCACUUCUCUUUCAAGAUAUCGCGAUUUCGGAGUGAAGAACAGAAUCACAGAGUCUUGUUCUGUGUUUGAAAAUAAUGUGAAAGAGGAAAGAACCAGAAAGAUUUGGUUGCCUAUUGCAAGAAGAACAGUCCAACGGUUUGCCAACAAAGAGAAAAGCUCAAAACGACAGUCGUUGGAUGUAUGA
Messenger RNA from Morus notabilis, 1218 nucleotides. RefSeq names its product E3 ubiquitin-protein ligase ATL42. The record is from RefSeq and is a predicted model, not a curated record. Bases 1 to 1218 code for a protein of 405 amino acids. Lineage: Eukaryota; Viridiplantae; Streptophyta; Magnoliopsida; Rosales; Moraceae. The transcript has a single exon.